Molecule: messenger RNA, 1358 nt
Organism: Kickxella alabastrina
Lineage: Eukaryota; Fungi; Kickxellomycota; Kickxellomycetes; Kickxellales; Kickxellaceae
Product: 15-hydroxyprostaglandin dehydrogenase [NAD(+)]
Exons: 1
Coding region: 243-1046 (267 amino acids)
Cellular component (GO): cytoplasm
Molecular function (GO): oxidoreductase activity, acting on the CH-OH group of donors, NAD or NADP as acceptor
Source: RefSeq, a predicted model, not a curated record
AAAUGCCUGUUUUAUCUCGCCCAAAAAGCAUUAAUGUUGUGUCAGCAAUGCUAUCAAGGAUCAUCUGUGUCGAAUGGACAAUAGUAAAAGGACAUCUUCCUCCAGAGCCUGCACCCUCACGUUCAAAUAAUAGUUGCGUGUAUUUGCUCCAGCUAAUUUCUGUCCGGGCUUGCUUUUUCUUGUCCACUUUCCCAACAUUCUAAUCAAAAAACACACCCUAUAAUUAAUAGUUAGCCAGCACCAUGCAAGUUCAAGACAAAGUAGCCAUCAUCACCGGCGCGUCGCAAGGAAUCGGUAGGCGGAUAGCUGAGGUUCUCGUUAACAAGGGCGCCUGCGUCGUUAUCGCUGACAUUCUCCCCCUCGGCACGCAGACUGCCCAAGAGAUCAACGACAGCAAGCAAGCUUCGGCGGACUCCCCCGUUGCCAUCUUUCAGCACUGCGACGUGAGCAAAGCCGAGGACCUCCAGAAGCUCUUUGACGUUACCCUUGAAACAUUUGGCCAUGUUGACAUCCUGGUGAACAACGCAGGCUUUGGAGGCUCUGGGCUGUGGGUGGAUAAAGACAGCGAGAUUCUCGCACGUACUAUCAAUGUCAACCUCAAGGCGCCCAUUGACGGUACCCGUCUGGCCAUUCGCCAAUUCGUGCGCGCCAACCAGACCGGCUGCGUGGUCAACGUUGCCUCGAUGGCUGCUUAUGUGCCAAUUGAGUUCUCACCAGUAUACGCGUCCACCAAGGCUGGGCUUGUAUCUUUUACUGGUGCUUGCGCCACCCUGGCUCUCAGAACUCCAGCCAUCAGGGUUAAUGCUGUGGCUCCGUCGUUUGUCGACACAGCCAUCACUCGCAGCACGCCCGCUAAGGUCAACGCAAUGCUUAGGACCUGUGGUAUAAUCACUGUUAAUGAUGUUGCGACACAAGUUCUUAGGUGCAUUGAGGACGAGGGGCUGGCUGGCGACACUAUCCAAGUCCUGGUUGAGGGCAGCGUUGUUCACGAUGGACCCAAGUCCCCCAACUUUGGUCUUGUCGCCAACCUCGAUAUCGAGGUAUAGACCCGAAUAUAAAUGUUAGUAUCAAUUUUUCUACGUUUAAAUAGACUCAUACAUGCAUUUGAUUUAAUGGGGGAAGACCCUGGGACCAACAUGUAUGUUGGCUAGUUGUUUUAAUUAUUUAAUAUUUGGGCAUUAAUGUUUUUUGGUCGAUUCAGCCUCUGCCAUUGUCUUUAUUUUUGUCGUCGUUGUGGAUACAAGGAUAGCACCGCCCUGUAUUUACUGCUGCCCGAAUACGAGUAAAGUGCGUUAUUUUCAUUGACAUGUGCUUCCGUUUUUAUUGCUAUAGUUUGUCGUUGGAAAAUUAUCUGCGAG